Centropristis striata (black sea bass) is the source of this 6626-nucleotide messenger RNA. It is a transcript of the gene adamts5, whose product is annotated as A disintegrin and metalloproteinase with thrombospondin motifs 5. NCBI's taxonomy places the organism in Eukaryota, Metazoa, Chordata, Actinopteri, Perciformes, Serranidae. The record is from RefSeq and is a predicted model, not a curated record. Bases 222 to 3131 code for a protein of 969 amino acids. Gene Ontology annotation, molecular function: metalloendopeptidase activity; zinc ion binding. Gene Ontology annotation, biological process: extracellular matrix organization; proteolysis. The transcript has 8 exons.
CAGCCUGCACACAGUUCCUCUCUGCUGCUCUUUUUCCUUUUCCAUUUUUUUUCCUCAAUGGUUUUGUUUGCUCGCCUGUUGGUUACUACUGUGGGUUUUUUCAUGGGGGAUUUGGACACCGGGAGGAUGCGCUUUUUGGAGGAACAAAUAAAAGUUAUCUCUUCGGACAGUCCGGGGUUGUUUUAGUGGAUACAUUGAUGCUUUUCGGGUUGGAAUGAACAAUGGUGCGGAUCCUUGGAGCUGUGGCCGGGGGCAUGCUCUGGUUUCGGCUACUGUUGCUGUGCGUCGUGGAGUUGGAGCUGGGAGCCGGGGUUUCUACUUUCCAGGGUUUCUAUCUUCCACCUGCGAACGGGUCGCUGCUCACACCUGCCCGGAGGACAGACGGGGUCGUGCGGACCAUUGACCGGAUUUACCACGGAGGAGGGAAGGUGGGCUACCUGGUGUACCUGGAUGGGAGCCGGUUUCAGCUGGACAUGGAGCGGGAUGAGUCGGUGCUGUCGCAUCACUUCAGCCCCCAGUAUGUGCUCGCGAUGAUGAGGGACAGCCCUGCGCCUUUGCAGCGGGAAUGCGCGUACCGCGGCACGGUGGACUCCAACCCGGAGUCCCUGGCCGUCUUCAACCUCUGCGGCGGAGGUCUCGAGGGCUUCUUCGCUGUGGACCACGCGCGCUACACCAUCACGCCUAUCAUCAGGGCGAAGGGACACGAGCACGACGUGCGCGCCCUGCAGGACAAGGACGCGGAGAGCGCGCUCCAUGUGUUCACGCGCGAGAGUUUCAGCUUCGAGGCCAUGCGCGAGGGGCGCGAAAGCUGCGGGACGCGCGACGGGCGCAGAGGACGCAGGGAUGCGGCGGGGAAACGCCGGCGCAGAGGUCGCGGGAAGGGGAGACGGGACAGAGAGAGGCUCGUGGAGGAGAGCGCAGAUGACCACGGCGCACACGGGCGAACAUGGUGGAGCCGGCUCGCCAAAGCGCCGGAGCAUGGCGCGCGGAGCAAGAGGUCGGUCUCUCGCGCCAGGCACGUGGAGCUGCUCCUGGUAGCCGACGACACCAUGACCAAGAAAUACGGCAAAGACUUGAACCACUACCUGCUCACGCUGGCCUCCAUCGCCUCCAAGCUGUACGGCCACGCGAGCAUCGAGAACCCCAUCCGGCUGUCGGUGGUGAAAGUGACCGUGGUGACGGAGAAGGAGAAGGGGCUCGAGGUGUCCAAGAACGCAGCGGCGACCCUGAAGAGCUUCUGCAAGUGGCAGAACCAGCAGAACCCGCUGGACGACGACCACCAGCACCACCACGACGCCGCCAUCCUCUUCACCAGGCAGGACCUCUGUGGCCACCACUCCUGCGACACCCUGGGCAUGGCGGAUGUUGGCACCAUCUGCUCUCAGGAGAGAAGCUGCGCCGUCAUCGAGGACGACGGGCUCCACGCUGCGUUUACUGUCGCACAUGAGAUAGGUCACCUGCUCGGUUUGUCUCACGAUGACUCAAAGUUCUGCGAGGAGCGUUUCGGAGUGAACAGCGACAAGCGGCUCAUGUCCUCCAUCCUCACCUCCAUCGAUGCCUCCAAACCCUGGAGCCGCUGCACCUCAGCUACCAUCACAGACUUCUUUGAUGAUGGCAACGCCGAGUGUCUCCUAGACUCUCCCCGUGUGCCCCUGCUGGGCCCUGAGGAGCUCCCAGGGCAGAGCUACGACGCCGUCCGCCAGUGUCGCCUCGCCUUCGGCCCCGAGUACACCGUCUGUCCCGGCAUGGACGUGUGUUCUCGCCUGUGGUGCGCCGUGAUCCGUCAGGGACAGAUGGUGUGUCUGACCAAGAAACUGCCGGCCGUGGAGGGAACGCCCUGCGGGAAAGGACGCAUCUGCCUGCAGGGAAAAUGUGUGGACAAGACCCGCAAGAGACACUACUCAGCGUCCAACCACGGCAGCUGGAGUUCCUGGGGUCCUUGGGGUGCGUGCUCCAGAACUUGUGGAGGCGGGGUGCAGUUUGCCCAACGCCUGUGCAACAACCCGCCACCACGAAACAACGGGCGCUACUGCACGGGGAAGAGAGCCAUCUAUCGGUCCUGCAAUGUCAUGCCAUGUCCAGCUUCAAAUAAGAAUUACCGGCAGGAGCAAUGUGAGGUGCGCAACGGCCCGCAGACGGAUCCUAAAGGGGUGAAGACGUUUGUCGAGUGGGUACCCAAGUAUGCAGGAGUCCUCCCUAAAGAUGUGUGCAAGCUAACCUGCAGAGCAAAAGGAACAGGAUACUAUGUGGUGUUCUCCCAGAGGGUGGUAGAUGGGACGGAGUGUCGUCCUUUCAGCAGCUCCGUGUGCGUGAAAGGGAAGUGUGUGCGGACGGGCUGCGACGGCAUCAUCGGCUCCAAGCUCCAGUUUGAUAAGUGUGGUAUAUGUGGAGGGGACAGCACAGGGUGUAUACGGGUUGUAGGCAACUUCACCAAGAAGAGUAAGGGCUACACUGACGUGGUGAAGAUCCCUGCAGGCUCCACCCACAUCAAGGUCCGUCAGCACAAGGCCAAGGACCAGACCCGCUACACCGCCUACCUGGCCCUCCGACGGCCCAACAACGAGUACCUCCUAAACGGCAAGUUCAUGAUCUCCACCUCUGAGACAAUCAUUCCACUCAACGGUUCUGUGCUCAACUACAGCGGCUGGAGCCAAAGGGACGAGUGGCUCCACAGCAUGGGUCCCGGGGCCCUUCAAGAAGCCUUGGUGAUCCAAAUUCUAGCAACAGACGCUAAAAAGCCAUUAGAUGUUCGUUACAGCUUCUUCAUGCCCCGCCGGACGGCCCCACAGCAGCCGUCAGCUCCACUCAUCCCCAAACCAAAGUCCACCUCAACACAAAGUACCACAACCACGACGAGAACCUCCACCACCACCACCACCAGUAGCACCACUACAACCUCCUCCGCUCCCCCUGCCCUGGCCCCAAGGCCACCCACAGCUCCAGGUCCCCCCACCCCAACCUCAGGGCCCCGCUGGGUAACAGGGUCCUGGAUGACCUGCUCCAGGACUUGUGACACAGGCUGGCAGAGCCGGACAGUGCAGUGUAAGGACCAGGAUGGGAAACUAUCCAAGGGCUGCACGUUAAGUGCCAGACCCUCCGCCUUUAAACACUGUCUGGUGAAGAAAUGUUGAGGCUGCCAGAGAGGGAAAAGGAUUCAUGAGGCAAGAUCCAAGAUGAAUCUGUACGUCUGAUAAAGGUCUCAAGUGCUGGAUGUAGGACUAUGGACCAAUGAAUUUAAGAACCUUUAACAUGACUGUGAAUGUUGGCUGAAAGAGCCUGGACCAGAUCCACAGAGACUCAGAGACAGAUUGUUGUGGAUGUACCAGAGGAUUGUCCUGGAAUCACAGUAGCUAUGCAGAGCACCAGUGGAGCGGAGGACAGUAUCCGUCUGGCCCUGGCAUAGCUGACGACUUCAAUUGCAUGUCAUUUCCACAUGGACAGUAACUGAUUGUCUUUACGUCAGUCUCCAAACCCUGGAGGCUUAGUGUGUGUUGCCCUGUAAUGGCAUGCCUGUCGUGUUUUUUAUGCUAUUCCAUGUGUUCUAAUCACUGUGGGGAUUUGGAAGUUGCAACCCCUUUGUCUUUCGUCAUGAGUGUGUCCGAGACAAGAGCCCCAACGACGGGAAGCACUCGUUAUUCACUGUGUCGUCUUUCCUGCCUGCAGGGUAGCUCUGUCCCACGUCCAUCAUAUGACAUCCCUUAUUACUCCUGGACAUUUCAGUCUCUGAACAACUCAUAGAAGUCGUUACAGGCAGUAUGUUGAAAGGAUGACCUCACCGGAUGGUAGGUAAUCCUUGUAACAACUGCUAAGACACCAAAACAGGUUUGUUCCAUCAUGAACAAGAAGGUACUCGUGAUUCGAUCAAAUUUUGAGAGUUCUGACUUAGCCUAGCUACACCCUUCCAUUAAAACCUUUUUUCACACAAGAAGAAUGCCUUUGCAGGACUUUGCAGUUACAUAAACAGAAACAUCUUUGUGACGAAAGAUGCUUUCACGCGGAGCAAGCGAACCAAUCAUAAGCCUCCGCUGAUGAUGUAUUUGAAAACCACAACUUAUUUCUGAUUGUGGAUCAUGAAACACCAUCUCAAAAACUUUUUGAGUAUUGAAUAUAUUACUGAACAAAAACAUCUUGCCCACCAUGUUCCCAGAAAUAAUUACAGACAUCUUCAUAAGCACAUUUUCUUUUAAGGUUAAGUUUUACGGCGGUUAUCAAAUCACCAGUGUUGUUUGAAAGGUUAUUCCAAUAAUUCACCUCAAGUGCUCGAGUUUUCAUGAAAACCAGGCAAAUAGUUUUUCAUAAUCCUGCAAACAAACAAAUCCUGUAAAAUUGCACCAACUUAAGUGCAUCUUUGCAGUCUUAUUUCCUUAUCUUCUGAUUGCCUACCAAUAUUUCUCCUGGAGAAGAUUUUAUGAGCCACUCAGUGACAGAAAUGUCCAAGUUGCAGGAGAUCAACAUGCAUAUGAUGGUCCUGGAGCAGCGCUACCCACAUGCCCUGACUACAAGCAAUCUGUGUUUUUAUUUGACUGAUCUGUCCAGCUGAAAAGUGAGAAGCAGCACAGAAAGAAGGGACGACUGAUGAUAAACUAUUUCCCAUAGUGGUGACCAAGAAUGAACGGGUGACUGAACCCAAACAUUUGGUAAAUGGUUUGUGCAUUGCAUCCAGGGUCCAGUCAGUCUUAAAGGUACUUCUCUGCUCGUGUUCUUAAAAAGUUUCUCCGCUCCUGUGCAGCAUGGAAACGGUAGCAUCGUGUGAUGGAAAAGUAGCGUAUAUUGGCCUUCAGAGGACAAACUUUAAACAGUUAAAUUGACAAAGGGGCAAAGUAACUAUGACACUCCUUAAAAUUUACGGAGGUUAAUGAUGACUUACAGGUUUGGGGCAAUGCUUGAUUAUAUGGUAUGUUUGUGUGUGUGUGUGUGUGUGUGUGUGUGUGUGUGUGUGUGAUAUGUGCGAGCGGUAUGUAUGCAUCAGCCCUCAUGUCUUAUUGUGGCAGUCAUUACCUGUUUGUUUGUCUGUUUAUCUGUUUAGGAAGCAAUGCUAAUAUGACAAUGUGUGCCCUGGAUACUCGCAACGACAGCAAGGGAGAUACUAAUGCAGUCAUUAAUGUCCUUUUGCAAUUCAACUCUUUCUUCAUUCUUUCUUUUAAUCACUCAUUCUCUAUUUGCAAGUUAUUGUUUUAAUCGUCUCCAACCCUGAUGGGCGGUGUUUGCCACACUUCUGUUUAGAUUGUGCCACAGAAUGGAUGGUUUUGAAGGGUUAGUUCACCCAGGUUUUAAGAUAUCAAUAGUGCCAAUCUUCAGCAGAAACGUGUAACUCAGACAAUCUACAAAAAUACACAUUACGCACAUACGCCAUUUUCUUGCCGAGAAACUGUUUAGAACAUUGAUACCUCACAUGGCUGUCAUUAAAAUGUGAAGCUGGAACCAGGAAGUGGUUAGCAUAGCUUAGCAUAAUGACUUGAAGUAAGGAAAAGCAGCUAGCUUGGAUGUGUCAAAAGAUUAAAAAAUAUGCCUGCCAAUGUCUCUUGAUUAAAAUGUCAUAUUUUGCUUGUUUAAUCUCAUCUAAAGUGUAAAAACGACAACUUCCCUUUUUACGGUUUUAAUGCUAAGCUAACAGUCUGCUAGUGUUAGCUUUAUAUUGAAUUUACAGAUCCUUAGUGAGUGAGGUAUUGAUUUUCUAGUCUAAUUCUCAAGAAAGUGAAUAAUACCUUUAAAAAUAUAUAUGUAUUACUCCACCUAGGUUUAGUAAAAAAAGAACAAUGUUUUUUAAACUGGGUGAACUUAUCCUUUAAAAUCUUCCUCAAAAUCUCACAAUAUCAUGUAAUAAUUUGGUCAUUUAUUAAGGAAACAUGUUGACAGUGUACAUUACAUAUCAAAUAGGCUUUUUUUCAAAUACUUUCUAUGUUUUCUCAUGUGGCAAACAUCACCCAUCUGACACCUGUGCAGGAGAAAACAAACCACAAGAAAAGUUUUCAGAUGGUACAUGACCCCGGGUCAACAUACCACUCACACACUGUCCUCUCUUCUUCCCUCACACAUUCAGAUUUAUUUACACAAUGUAGACAUUUUUGUACAAUGAGUAGAUCUAUCAUAUAUGUGUUAGUAUUCAACCAUAUUUACACAGAAAUGUACACAUAGAGACACUGAAACAAUCCAUCAGAUCCACAGAAUUUUCAGAAACCCUCUCUCUCACACACACACACCACAAACACACACACACACACACACACACACACACAACCGACUCUUCCGGUGGGGAAACCCCUCUCGCUGAACGACAGAAACACAGCACUGAACUUGUAAUUUAUUGUUUGUACAACUGGUAUGUGUGAAUAAAAAAAAAACAAUGAGAUGAGUUUUAUUUAUUAUAGUAAUUUUGUAUCAAAUUACUAUUUAACUUAGGAAUAUGACUGUGCAGAAUCAUUCCUUUGUAAGAAUAUAGUGUUUCUUUUCUAGUCAUCCACAUGAAUAUAUGUACAUAAAAUCUAUAUAUUUAAAUAUCUUUGUGUCUGUGUUGUUAAUUUUUUCACUGCAUUAAUGAUUUAUUGACUGUCAUUGCAGCCGGGGAAUGAGUGAGUGUAAUGGCGCAGCAUCAGCACUUUGAACCGUUAUUUUGUGUCUCUCAUAUU